Chlorocebus sabaeus (green monkey) is the source of this 1112-nucleotide messenger RNA. The record is from RefSeq and is a predicted model, not a curated record. Lineage: Eukaryota; Metazoa; Chordata; Mammalia; Primates; Cercopithecidae.
GGAACGCGCACGCUGUGCGUCCUGGGCUCGCUCGGGAUUCUCGCCUGGCGCGGCCGGGGAAAGGUGAACAGUGUGGCCCGCCAUGUUCUUCUCCGCGGCGCUCCGGGCCAGGGCGGCUGGCCUCACCGCCCACUGGCGCAGAAUCUAGGCCUGCCCUGGCCAGAUCAGUUUCGAAGACCCCCGCCCCGAAGGAGGCACCUCGCAUUUCAAGCCUAGUGACCUGGAUGCUGUUAGGUUGCAGCAUACUGGAGAGCUCUGGCUUGCUUCGUGAAGGCUUACGGAGAACUUCCUUAGGGCUGGAAAAGGGUGACCAAUGUUUGAUUUACUGCAGUUGUGCUUUGCAUAUCGGAAAUGCUGGGGAAGACAUGUAAGGAAUUUACAUAAGACAGCUAUGCAAAAUGGAGCUGGAGGAGCUUUAUUUGUGCACAGAGAUACUCCUGAAAAUAACCCUGAUACUCCAUUUGAUUUCACACCAGAAAACUAUAAGAGGAUAGAGGCAAUAGUAAAAAACUAUCCAGAAGGCCAUAAAGCAGCAGCUGUUCUUCCAGUCCUGGAUUUAGCCCAAAGGCAGAAUGGGUGGUUGCCCAUCUCUGCUAUGAACAAGGUUGCAGAAGUUUUACAAGUACCUCCAAUGAGAGUAUAUGAAGUAGCCACUUUUUAUACAAUGUAUAAUCGAAAGCCAGUUGGAAAGUAUCACAUUCAGGUCUGCACUACUACGCCCUGCAUGCUUCGAAACUCUGACAGCAUACUGGAGGCCAUUCAGAAAAAGCUUGGAAUAAAGGUUGGGGAGACGACACCUGACAAACUUUUCACUCUUAUAGAAGUGGAAUGUUUAGGGGCCUGUGUGAACGCACCAAUGGUUCAAAUAAAUGACAAUUACUACGAGGAUUUGACACCUAAGGAUAUUGAAGAAAUUAUUGAUGAGCUCAAGGCUGGCAAAAUCCCAAAACCUGGGCCAAGGAGUGGACGCUUCUCUUGUGAGCCAGCUGGAGGUCUUACCUCUUUGACUGAACCACCCAAGGGACCUGGCUUUGGUGUACAAGCAGGCCUUUAAUUUAUAUUGAACUGUAAAUAUGUCACUAGAGAAAUAAAAUAUGGACUUCCAAUCUACA